This is a messenger RNA of Terrapene triunguis (Three-toed box turtle), 1340 nucleotides long. RefSeq names its product mannosyl (alpha-1,6-)-glycoprotein beta-1,2-N-acetylglucosaminyltransferase (gene MGAT2). The transcript is spliced from 2 exons. The coding region runs from base 21 to 1277 and encodes 418 amino acids. Lineage: Eukaryota; Metazoa; Chordata; Testudines; Emydidae. The record is from RefSeq and is a predicted model, not a curated record. Gene Ontology annotation, molecular function: alpha-1,6-mannosylglycoprotein 2-beta-N-acetylglucosaminyltransferase activity. Gene Ontology annotation, cellular component: Golgi stack; Golgi membrane. Gene Ontology annotation, biological process: oligosaccharide biosynthetic process; protein N-linked glycosylation.
CCGCCGGCCGCGCCGGGACCAUGCGGCUCCGCAUCUACAAGCGCAAGGUGCUGCUGCUGGCGCUGCUGGUGGCCGCCUGCGGCCUGGCGCUCUGGGGCAGCCACGGCCGCCAGCGCAAGCCCGAGCCCGCGCGGGACCCCGGCGAGCCGCCCGCGCCGCCGCCGCCGGCCCAGGCCGAGCCGGCCAACCGGACGCUGAGCUACCGCUCGCUCUUCUACCAGCUGAACUUCGACCAGCCCGUGCGCAACCUGGCCCGCUUCCCGCGCCGCCCGCCCGGCGAGCUGGUGCUGGUGGUGCAGGUGCACGAGCGGGCCGAGCACCUGCGGCUGCUGCUGGACUCGCUGCGCCGGGCCCCGGGCGUGGAGCACGCGCUGCUGGUGCUGAGCCACGACCUGUGGUCGGAGGAGCUGAACCGGCUGGCGGCGCAGGUGGAGUUCUGCCAGGUGCUGCAGAUCUUCUUCCCCUUCAGCACCCAGCUCUACCCCCGCGAGUUCCCCGGCCACGACCCCCGCGACUGCCCGCGCGACCUCGACAGGCAGGCGGCGCUGCGCCUGGGCUGCAGCAACGCCGAGUACCCGGACUCCUUCGGCCACUACCGCGAGGCCAGGUUCUCCCAGACCAAGCACCACUGGUGGUGGAAGCUGCACUUCGUGUGGGAGCGGCUGCGGGCGCUGCGGGAGCACACGGGGCUGGUGCUCUUCCUGGAGGAGGAUCACUACCUGGCCCCUGACUUCUACCACGUCCUCAAGCAGCUUUGGGCGCUGAAGCAGCAGGAGUGCCCGGAGUGCCAGGUCCUCUCCCUUGGCAGCUACAACGUCGUGCGGGGUGGCUUCUCCGGCAAAGCCGACAAGGUGGAAAUGAAGACGUGGAAGUCCACCGAGCACAACAUGGGCAUGGCCUUCAGCAGAGACACGUACCAGCAACUGAUCGAGUGCACAGAUGCCUUCUGCACAUAUGACGACUACAACUGGGACUGGACGCUGCAGCAUUUGACUAUCUCUUGUCUUCCAAAAUUCUGGAAAGUGCUAGUACCCGAAAUCCCCAGGGUUUUUCAUACAGGGGACUGUGGCAUGCACCACAAGAAAUCCUGCAGACCAUCCACCCAGAGUGCCAAAAUCGACUCGCUCUUAAGCAGCAACCAACAGUACCUGUUUCCUGAAACAAUGAGUGUCAGUAAAAGGUACUCCAUGGCACCUCUCUCUCCUCACGUGAAAAACGGAGGGUGGGGAGAUAUUAGAGACCAUGAACUCUGUAAAAGUUAUCGCAGACUGCAGUGAAAAUCAAACUCUCAACUAGCCUCUCUUUUGAAUUAUUCCAUACUGUCUUAUGGACAAAAGGGU